Lindgomyces ingoldianus is the source of this 1011-nucleotide messenger RNA. Its product is annotated as mitochondrial dicarboxylate transporter. Gene Ontology annotation, biological process: transmembrane transport. Lineage: Eukaryota; Fungi; Ascomycota; Dothideomycetes; Pleosporales; Lindgomycetaceae. The record is from RefSeq and is a predicted model, not a curated record. Gene Ontology annotation, molecular function: oxoglutarate:malate antiporter activity. The coding region runs from base 1 to 1011 and encodes 336 amino acids. The transcript is spliced from 2 exons.
AUGCCCGCCUCCCGCGCCAUGGAGAAUGCGAAGCAGACCAGCGAGACCGUCCUUUCUGACGCCUCCACUGCUAUGAAGUCUGCCGCCGAGAACCCCAAGCAGGCCACCACCGACUUCUUGCACUCGCCCUUCAUGCGAGGGGCCCUCCCCUUCGUCAAUGGCGGGAUAGCGGGCAUGACCGCCACGACCGUGAUCCAGCCAGUCGACAUGAUCAAGGUCCGACUACAGCUCGCCGGAGAGGGUGCAAAGACAGGCCCAAAGCCCACACCCGUGUCGGUGGUGAAGGAUAUUCUAGCCUCGGGGAAAGCUCGAGAUCUGUACACUGGCCUGAGUGCGGGUCUGCUCCGGCAAGCAGUCUACACCACGGCGCGCCUGGGUUUCUUCGAUACGUUUAUGAAGACUCUGUCGGCAUCAGCCGAGUCCAAGGGCACCAAAAUCGGGUUCAAGGAACGAGCGGGCGCUGGUUUGGCAGCUGGUGGUCUUGCGGCCAUGGUCGGAAAUCCUGCUGAUCUGGCUCUCAUCCGAAUGCAGUCCGAUGGUCUCAAGCCCGCAGCACAGCGUGAAAACUACAAAUCCGUUAUUGAUGCACUAGUCCGGAUAUCCAAGAAUGAGGGCAUAACACGACUAUGGGCUGGAUGUUACCCGACUGUCGUGCGAGCAAUGGCUCUCAAUUUCGGCCAGCUUGCCUUCUUCUCUGAGGCCAAGAACCAGCUCAAGACCAGCUCGCUAUCCCCUCGGACACAGACGCUCACUGCCUCGGCGGUUGCCGGGUUCUUUGCCAGUUUCUUUUCUCUCCCAUUCGACUUCGUCAAGACCAGGCUGCAAAAACAGACGAAGCGGCCGGAUGGAUCAUUGCCGUACCGGGGCAUGCUUGAUUGCUUUAAGAAGGUUGCAAAGGACGAGGGUCUCCUAAGAUUUUAUAGAGGGUUUGGGACAUACUAUGUCCGAAUUGCCCCGCAUGCAAUGAUCACCCUCAUCGUCGCCGAUUAUCUCGGGUUUAUCACGAAAUAA